This is a messenger RNA of Perca fluviatilis (European perch), 3309 nucleotides long. RefSeq names its product proteoglycan 4-like. NCBI's taxonomy places the organism in Eukaryota, Metazoa, Chordata, Actinopteri, Perciformes, Percidae. The coding region runs from base 37 to 2838 and encodes 933 amino acids. The record is from RefSeq and is a predicted model, not a curated record. The transcript is spliced from 4 exons.
UUUGGAGAGUUUUCAAGAGAAGUAUACAAACAAGCCAUGGAGAAAAUGUUCAGAUCCAUUUUUGGAUUCAAACUAUUUGCAAGACCUCGGUCUAAAGGAGAUGUGUACGCUUCGAAGAAGCAGUCCAAACAAAGGAGUGAGAGACCUUCGUCUCCUGAAGACCUCGACCCUAUCACCAUCUUGGGGGAGCACGGACGAAGGGGUGAGAGACCUUCGUCUAGUGGAGGCACCAACCCUUCUUCUAACACCAAGGAGCGCAGGCAAAGGGGUGAGAGCCCUUUGUCUUGUACAGACAAGCCCUCUACCACCAGGCAGCAAGAACCAAAGGAUGUGAGCUCUCUGUUCUUUGUAGGCCACAACCCUUCUACUAACACCAAGGAGCGCAGGCAAAGCGGUGAGAGCCCUUUGUCUUGUACAGACAAGCCCUCUACCACCGGGCAGCAAGAACCAAAGGAUGUGAGCUCUCUGUUCUUUGUAGGCAACAGACCUUCUACUAACACCAAGGAGCGCAGGCAAAGCGGUGAGAACCCUUUGUCUUGUACAGACAAGCCCUCUACCACCAGGCAGCAAAAACCAAAGGAUGUGAGCUCUCUGUUCUUUGUAGGCAACAACGCUUCUACUAACACCAAGGAGCGCAGGCAAAGGGGUGAGAGCCCUUUGUCUUGUACAGACAAGCCCUCUACCACCAGGCAGCAAGAACCAAAGGAUGUGAGCUCUCUGUUCUUUGUAGGCCACAACCCUUCUACUAACACCAAGGAGCGCAGGCAAAGCGGUGAGAGCCCUUUGUCUUGUACAGACAAGCCCUCUACCACCGGGCAGCAAGAACCAAAGGAUGUGAGCUCUCUGUUCUUUGUAGGCAACAAACCUUCUACUAACACCAAGGAGCGCAGGCAAAGCGGUGAGAACCCUUUGUCUUGUACAGACAAGCCCUCUACCACCAGGCAGCAAAAACCAAAGGAUGUGAGCUCUCUGUUCUUUGUAGGCAACAACGCUUCUACUAACACCAAGGAGCGCAGGCAAAGGGGUGAGAAACCUUUGUCUUGUACGGACAAGCCCUCUACCACCAGGCAGCAAAAACCAAAGGAUGUGAGCUCUCUGUUCUUUGUAGGCAACAACCCUCCUACUAACACCAAGGAGCGCAGGCAAAGGGGUGAGAGCCCUUUGUCUUCGUCCUCUGAAGACAACCAGCCUUCUCCUCCAAGGAGGCAGCAAGCAUGGGGGGGUGAGAGCGCUUUGUCUUCCUCCUCUAGAGACAACCAGCCUUCUCCUCCAAGGAGACAGCAAGCAUGGGUGGGUGAGAGCCCUUUGUCUUCUGAAGACGAGGAGCCUUCAACUACAAGCAGGCAGCAAGAACAAAGGAGUGAGAGGCCUUUGUCUUUCGCGGACAUCAGCCUUGCUACCACCUUGAGGCUUGACAGAGGAAUAUUUGAGAGCCUUCUCCCCUGCGUUGGCAAAGACCUUCCUACCAACUUGAUGCAGGACGGACGAAGGGGUGACAGCCCUUCGUCUUUAUCUCCUGAAGACAACGAGCCUUCUUCCACAAGGAAGCAGGAAGAUGAAAUGGAGAGCCCUUUGUCUUCAUCCUCUAGAGACAACCAGCCUUCUCCUCCAAGGAGACAGCAAGCAUGGGUGGGUGAGAGCCCUUUGUCUUCUGAAGACGAGGAGCCUUCAACUACAAGCAGGCAGCAAGAACAAAGGAGUGAGAGGCCUUUGUCUUCCGCAGGCAUCAACCUUGCUACCACCUCGAGGCUUGACAGAGGACUAUUUGUGAGCCUUUUGGCCUCGGUUGGCAAAGACCUUCCUUCCAACUUGAUGCAGGACGGAGGAAGUCCGUCUUUAUCUUCUGAAGAUGACGAGCCUUCUUCCACAAGGAGACAGCAAGAAGAAAUGGGUGAGAGCCCCUCAUCUUCAUCUCAGGUGCACGUACAAAGGGGUGAGAGACCUUUGUCUCGUGGAGAUUUCAACCCUUCAACCACCUUGAGACAGGACGGACGAAGGGGUGACCGCCCUGCCUCUACAUCUUCAUCUUCUGAAGACGACGAGCCUUCUGCCACAAGGAGGCAGCAAGAAAGAAGGGCUAAUAGCCCUUUACCUAUCUAUCUGAGAGUGAGACAGUUCCUAGAGGAUUCAAGGAGGAGGAGGCAGGAGACAGAAAGACAGGAUAUAGAAAAAUGGGAGAGAAAAUUACGUAUGAGUGAGUACGAGUAUGAAAUGAAAUAUAGACAGCUGUGUCUAGAGACGAGGAAGCAGAUUGAAAGGGAAAAGGAGGAGACCGAAAGACAGGAGAAGGAGAAGAGAGAGAGGGAGGAUAAGGAGAUCAUUGAAAGAGAAAAGCAGCGUUUGGAGGAGAAGUGGUUAAGAAUUAAAAGGGUGAAGCGUGAAGAUAUGGAGAAAAAGAACCAGGAGAAGGAGAGGAAAACCUUUGGUCUGCUUUCAAGAAUAUACAUUUGGUGGUUCAGUUCCAAGAUGGACAAAAUUGCCAUUAAAAUCGCAUCAAACAUUGUGGCUGAGCGCAAACUCAUGUCUCAUGGUCCCCUCAGAAAUCCAUGGAUGUUAAGAGAAAGAGAAAGGCUGGUUGACCGAAGGACGAAGCUGGUUGUGUCCUUCAUCAAACAACAUCAUAAGUUGCUGAAAGAAGAGAUGAAGCAAAGACUGAAGAUAGACAGCAAGAAAGUAAAGGUGUGGCGGAAGAAGGUAUGCCACAUCUCAGAAAGACCUUUCUACAGGCCAAUACCAGUCAGGACACGCACACCCGCACUUGAUAAAUAUAUCAUGCUUAGGCGCCGAUACCGUUUGAGCUCCGGAGCUCGAGCACCCAUAGAAAAUACUGAGCACUAAUGCCACCUGACCCAAUCUAAUUGAUCCUAAUCUAGCCUAAUUUAACCAAGGUUAGCCCAACACCUAUCCUAUGCUAGCCUAAUUUAGUUUAGGUUCUGGCAGAGACCUUAUUUACCAUAACCUAUUCUUACCAAACCUAACCUUAUACUGUACCUUAAACCUAAGAAGGAGAGAUACUUAGGGAGAAGACAGAUGUGUCUUAGCCUUCUUCUUCCUUGGAACCUUGAUUCCAUGUUAACUGUGUUCAGGAGAGGCACAUUAAGAAUGGUUCAUUCAAAAUCUGAAAAGAGAACAUUUCAAUAAGAGGGGAAAAAAAACGAUUGACAUGAGCAUUUUCCACUCCUACGGUUAAGGUUUGGAUAAAACUAAGGAUCACUUAGGGAUACAUCCCAAAAGAAUCGGCUUGGUUAAGGUGUCACAAACUAGUGUUAAUUCUGUCACCUAUUUUUAAUUUAGUCUUAGUCUUGCCAA